Messenger RNA from Cryptomeria japonica (Japanese cedar), 453 nucleotides. RefSeq lists its product as uncharacterized. NCBI's taxonomy places the organism in Eukaryota, Viridiplantae, Streptophyta, Pinopsida, Cupressales, Cupressaceae. The transcript has a single exon. The record is from RefSeq and is a predicted model, not a curated record. The coding region runs from base 1 to 453 and encodes 150 amino acids.
AUGAAAGAGGUUAAAUACUUGGCAAAACAGGUGAGUUUAGGGAUUACUGUUGUUUUAGGGGCCACACCAAAGGCAAAAAUUCAUCCUAUUAGGCCAGCUACUGAAGGUGUUGCAGCAACGACAGAACAACCUGCUCCAGAGGCUCAACCUUCUAGUGCUACCACCACUCCUACCACCACUGAUACUACCUCCACUACAACAACACCUGCCACCACAUCAACCGCAUCUGUUGCACUAGUUGUGUCAACAAUGCCUCCACCUUUGGUUACAACAACUGUCACUCCAUUUUCUAUUGUUUCACAGAUGCUUGAGCCUGCAAUGACUCCCACAACCAAAAUAUUAAUUAAUCAUAAUGUGGAGUCAAACUCAGACCAAGAGGAGGCUGAGCCAGCACCAAAGAAGGUAGAGUCUAAGAAGAGGAAAAAUAUGACUCCUUCUAGUGCAAAGAAAUGA